Molecule: messenger RNA, 12026 nt
Organism: Octodon degus (degu)
Lineage: Eukaryota; Metazoa; Chordata; Mammalia; Rodentia; Octodontidae
Gene: Nfat5
Product: nuclear factor of activated T cells 5
Exons: 17
Coding region: 627-6056 (1809 amino acids)
Biological process (GO): calcineurin-NFAT signaling cascade; cytokine production; regulation of transcription by RNA polymerase II
Cellular component (GO): transcription regulator complex
Molecular function (GO): RNA polymerase II cis-regulatory region sequence-specific DNA binding; transcription factor binding; DNA-binding transcription factor activity, RNA polymerase II-specific
Source: RefSeq, a predicted model, not a curated record
CAAAACGAAAAUUAAAACUAGAAUAGUUCAUAAACCUUGCCCAUGUGGCUGCUGGAAUCAGUACUCUACACAAGAUUAUAAUUAUUUCCCAAGAUGCACACCCUGCAUUCCAAUUGAUAUUUUAAUAACUUGAUUAAAAAUUUCUCAGAAGUCUAUUAGAGUCAGGAAACGGGCUGCGGUAUAGGUGAGGAUUUUUGCUUUUGCAACGGAAAACUUUUGGCUUCCAUGAAUAGAAUUCGUAGCAAAAACUCAAUUUACAUGUGUUCUUCCUCCAUCUUUGCCUAAUUCAAAAGUAAAAAGUGAGAACCUGUUUGGAACUGAUCAUUUCAGGCUUGCUCUUUGUUCCUUUUAGAACAGCCAGGUAGAUUCACAUGAUCCAAUUUUUAAACUGUCUUCUUGUUUUCCACAUCAAGUAAAUUCAGAUGCUCUAUCACAACCAGAGAGAUUUAAAUUUUUGUUUUAAAUUGCAACCUUCCAAGGCCAGAGUGGGGGUAAGGGAUUAAAAAGAACAGUAUUUUAAUUAAAGAAAAAAAAAAUCAGUAACUUAAGGGUUUUAGGAUAUGAUCAGCCAUUUCUUAAUUAAGAAAUGAGUUUGACAACCCUUUGGCCGGCUUGUACACAGUGUUAUGAAAACCCUAAAGGCUGAUCGCUGUUCAAGCGACAAAACUCCAUUCCCCGAGGGACCCCGGGCAUCCCUUCUUGGCCGCCGAAGUCCCUGGAGUCCUUCUCUACUCGCAGACGCCGAGCUUCCCGGGGUCGGUGUCCUCCAAGCGAAGCGUGGCGCGGAGCCGGCUGCCGCAGGCUCGCCGCCACCAUGUCCUGCAGAUACCUUUUCCCUCCCCGGAGCCCCAGCGUGCCGCCGCCUCCUCGCCUCCCUCCCUCCUGCCGGCGGGGCCUGCACAGCGCUCGGGACCAGCAGCCGGGCAGCGGCGGCAGGAAGCAGAGCCCUUGUUGAUGCCGUUCCGUGGCGCGUCCCCCCGCCCUCCGGCGGCCGCCCGGCUCUUCCCGGCUGCCGCACGCCUCCCUCCGCGCCUGCGCACUGCUCCGCGGGGGGCGGGGCUCAGAUUCCUGUCAGCGGCAGCGGCGGCGGCGGUGGCGGCGACCGUCAGUUUUCGCUGAGGAGGAGCACGAAACGGACCCGUUGGUUCUCUCCCCUCCCUCUCCCCGCCCCGAACCUCUCUCCUGGCUCGCCGGGAGUCAGUCCCCGUGGAGUUUCCCUCCUGCCGCCGUUUCAUCGGUCCUCGACCCGGUGGAAGUCAACUGCCCUCGAAGAGGAGGCAGCGGCAGCCCGCCCUCGCCGCCCCCCGGUUCGGCGCCCGCGGUCCCGGAGAGGAGGUGCCGCCGCCACCGCCGCUCCCCCCUCUCGCUGCCUUCGGGCCGGGCUGGGUCGAGCUGCGAUGCCCUCGGACUUCAUCUCAUUGCUCAGCGCGGACCUAGACCUGGAAUCGCCCAAGUCCCUGUACUCGCGAGAUUCUCUGAAGUUACACUCAUCACAGAAUUUUCAUAGAGCUGGACCAUUGGAAGAAUCUGUCUAUGAUCUUCUCCCAAAGGAGUUACAGUUACCUCCAUCUAGAGAAACAUCUGUAGCAUCAAUGAGUCAGACAAGCGGUGGUGAGGCAGGCUCGCCUCCUCCAGCUGUAGUUGCUGCCGAUGCUUCUUCAGCUCCCUCCUCUUCCUCCAUGGGCGGUGCUUGCAGCUCCUUUACCACCUCUUCCAGCCCUACCAUUUAUUCUACCUCAGUCACCGACAGCAAGGCUAUGCAAGUGGAGAGCUGCUCCUCAGCCGUGGGGGUAAGUAACAGAGGGGUAAGUGAAAAGCAGUUAACCAGUAACACAGUUCAGCAGCAUCCAUCAACCCCGAAGAGGCACACAGUUUUGUACAUCUCACCACCACCUGAGGACUUGCUGGAUAACAGUCGGAUGUCCUGCCAGGAUGAGGGGUGUGGAUUGGAAUCUGAGCAGAGCUGCAGUAUGUGGAUGGAGGAUUCCCCCUCCAACUUCAGUAACAUGAGCACCAGUUCCUACAAUGAUAACACUGAGUGCCAAAGCACCUCACUAUGUGCUUUCUCAGCUUACUACGGACAGCAAAGGCAACUCAAAAGCUGGAAAUGGAUAUAUCUUAGAAAUGAUUUGAGGUUACCCAGGGAAAGUAUAAUGACAUUGGUUCAUGGAGCAGAAACUCCAUCAAGCAGCAGAAGAAGUGUCCAGCUUCUUAGAACAUUAGACAACCAAAAAGGAACAGGAGUAAAGAAGAGUCCUAUGUUAUGUGGACAGUAUCCUGUUAAAAGUGAAGGAAAGGAGCUGAAAAUAGUUGUACAACCUGAGACCCAGCACCGAGCUCGGUACCUGACAGAGGGCAGCCGUGGCUCAGUAAAAGAUAGAACUCAACAAGGCUUUCCUACAGUAAAGCUGGAAGGCCAUAAUGAGCCAGUAGUGUUACAGGUGUUUGUGGGCAAUGACUCUGGUCGAGUGAAACCACAUGGAUUUUAUCAGGCCUGUAGAGUAACUGGACGAAAUACCACUCCCUGCAAAGAAGUAGACAUUGAAGGCACUACUGUUAUAGAAGUUGGCCUUGAUCCUAGCAACAACAUGACACUGGCGGUGGACUGUGUAGGGAUAUUAAAGUUGAGGAAUGCUGAUGUUGAAGCCAGAAUAGGAAUUGCUGGUUCCAAGAAGAAAAGCACUCGAGCCAGACUGGUUUUUCGAGUUAACAUCACAAGGAAAGAUGGCUCCACUUUGACCUUGCAAACACCCUCUUCUCCAAUUUUGUGUACUCAGCCAGCAGGAGUACCAGAGAUCUUAAAGAAAAGCUUACAUAGUUGUUCAGUGAAAGGAGAGGAAGAAGUGUUUUUAAUCGGCAAGAACUUUCUUAAAGGAACUAAAGUUAUUUUCCAAGAAAAUGUUUCUGAUGAAAACUCUUGGAAAUCAGAAGCUGAAAUCGACAUGGAAUUAUUUCAUCAGAACCAUCUCAUCGUCAAGGUUCCUCCAUAUCAUGACCAACAUAUAACUUUGCCUGUAUCUGUUGGAAUAUAUGUAGUGACCAAUGCUGGAAGAUCCCAUGAUGUUCAGCCAUUCACUUACACUCCAGACCCAGCAACAGCUGGUACUUUGAAUGUAACUGUGAAGAAGGAAAUAUCUAGUCCAGCAAGACCUUGCUCUUUUGAAGAGGCCAUGAAAGCGAUGAAAACUACCGGAUGUAACUUAGAUAAGGUAAAUAUUCUUCCUAAUGCCCUGAUCACUCCACUGAUAUCAAGCAGUAUGAUUAAGAGUGAAGAUGUUACUCCAAUGGAAAUAACAGCAGAAAAAAGAUCAUCACCUAUUUUUAAGACUACAAAGACAGUUGGAUCAACUCAGCAAACUUUAGAAAAUAUUUCUAACAUACCAGGAAAUCCAUCCUUUUCAUCUCCAUCAUCUUCCCACUUACCUUCGGAAAAUGAAAAGCAGCAGCAGCUUCAGCCCAAGGCAUACAAUCCAGAAACUCUGACUACUAUCCAAACACAGGACAUAUCACAGUCUGGUACCUUUCCAACAGUUUCUGCCUCUAGUCAGCUACCUGGCACUGAGGCAUUACUCCAGCAGGCUACACAGUUUCAGGCAAGAGAAACUCAAUCUAGAGAAGUAUUACAGUCAGAUGGUACAGUGGUUAAUUUGUCGCAGCUGACUGAGGCCUCACAACAACAGCAGCAGUCACCACUACAAGAACAAGCACAGACUUUACAGCAGCAGAUUUCAUCAAAUAUUUUUCCAUCACCGAAUAGUGUGAGUCAGCUACAGAAUACUAUUCAGCAGUUACAAGCAGGAAGUUUUACAGGCAGUACUGCUAGUAGCAACAGUGGAAGUGUGGACUUGGUCCAGCAAGUUUUAGAGGCACAACAACAGUUAUCUUCAGUUUUAUUUUCUGCUCCAGAUGGUAAUGAGAAUGUUCAAGAACAGCUCAGUGCAGGUAUUUUUCAACAAGUCAGUCAAAUUCAAAAUAGUGUAAGUCCUGCAAUGUUUUCCUCGACAGAAUCAGCAGUUCACACCAGACAAGAUAAUUUAAUACCUGGAAGAGCUGAAAGCGUUCAUCCACAGGCUGAAAGCACACUGUCUAAUCAGCAACAGCAGCAACAGCAACAGCAAGUGAUGGAACCAUCAGCUGCAAUGGUGAUGGAAAUGCAACAAAGUAUUUGCCAAGCAGCUGCCCAGAUUCAGUCAGAGUUAUUUCCUUCAACUCCUUCAGCAAAUGGAAACCUUCAACAGUCUCCAGUUUACCAGCAGCCUUCUCACAUGAUGAGUGCAUUAUCUACCAAUGAUGACAUACAAAUGCAGUGUGAAUUGUUUUCUACUCCUCCUGCAGUUUCUGGAAAUGAAACUUCUACAACCACCACACAGCAAGUUUCCACCCCUGGCACUACCAUGUUUCCAACACCAAGUUCAGGAGAUGGAGAAGAAACAGGAGCACAAGCAAAACAAAUUCAGAACAGUGUCUUUCAGACCAUGGUCCAAAUGCAACAUAGUGGGGACAACCAGCCUCAAGUUAACCUUUUUUCAUCUACAAAAAGCAUGAUGAGUGUUCAGAGUAGUGGUACCCAGCAACAAGGUAAUGGUUUAUUCCAGCAAGGAAAUGACAUGAUGUCACUUCAGUCUGGGAAUUUUUUGCCGCAGUCUUCUCACUCACAGGCUCAACUUUUUCAUCCUCAAAAUCCUAUUGCUGAUGCUCAAAAUCUUAGCCAGGAAGCUCAAGGUUCUAUUUUUCAUAGUCCAAAUCCUAUUGUUCACAGUCAGACUUCUACACCAUCCUCUGAACAAAUGCAGCCCCCAAUGUUUCAUUCUCAGAGUACCAUUGCUGUGUUGCAAGGCUCUUCAGUUCCACAAGACCAGCAGUCACCCAACAUAUUUCUUUCCCAGAGUCCUAUGAAUAAUCUUCAAACUAGCACAGUAGCCCAAGAAGAACAGAUGUCAUUUUUUGCACAGAACUCAAUUUCCCCACUUCAGUCAACAUCAAAUACUGAACAGCAAGCUGCUUUCCAACAACAGUCUCCAAUAUCACACAUCCAGAACCCUCUGCUUUCCCAAGAUCAGGCUCAGUCUUCCCAGCAAGGUUUAUUUCAGCCUCAGGUGUCACUGGGCUCCCUUCCACCUAAUCCAAUGCCUCAGAACCAACAAGGAGCAAUUUUCCAGGCACAGCACUCAAUAGUGGCCAUGCAGAGUAACUCUCCAUCUCAGGAGCAGCAGCCACAACAACAGCAGCAGCAGCAACAACAGCAGCAGCAGCAGCAGCAGCAAAAUAUUUUAUUCAGUAAUCAGAAUACCAUGGCUUCAAUGGCAUCUCAAAAGCAACCGCCAAACAUGAUAUUUAGCCCAAAUCAAAAUCCAAUGGCUAGUCAGGAGCAACAGAACCAGUCAAUUUUUCACCAACAAAGUAAUAUGGCCUCAAUGAAUCAAGAGCAACAGCCCAUGCAAUUUCAGAAUCAGCCCACAGUUUCCUCACUUCAGAAUCCUGGUCCUACUCAGUCUGAGUCUUCACAGACCUCCUUGUUCCAUAGCUCUCCCCAGAUUCAGUUGGUACAAGGGUCACCUAGUUCUCAAGAGCAGCAAGUUACACUCUUUCUGUCUCCAGCAUCUAUGUCUGCUUUGCAGACCAGUAUAAGCCAACAAGACAUGCAGCAGUCUUCUCUUUAUUCCUCUCAAAACAACUUGCCUGGAAUCCAGGGAGCUACAUCUUCACCUCAACCACAGUCUACUUUAUUUCACAACACUGCAGGGGGCACAAUGAACCAACUACAGAAUUCUGGCUCCUCUCAGCCGACUUCAGGAAUGUUCUUAUUUGGCAUUCAGAAUAACUGUAGUCAGCUUUUAACCUCUGGACCAGGUACACUGCCAGAGCAGUUGAUGGCCAUAAGUCAGCCAGGCCAGCCACAAACCGAGGGCCAGUCACCUGUGACGACACUUCUUUCUCAGCAAAUGCCUGAGAAUUCUCCACUGGCAUCCUCUAUAAAUGCCAACCAGAACAUUGAAAAGAUUGAUUUGCUUGUUUCUCUGCAAAACCAAGGGAACAACUUGACUGGCUCCUUUUAACUGGAUAUAAAUUCCUUGGGGAAAAAAUCGUGAUUCCAAGAUGUCCGGAGAUCGUGUGGUCCGUGAAGCUUACUGAACUAUAUUACUUUGAAAACAAAAUAUAAAAAACUUGAGUACAUGGUUAGAUUUUCUUCUUACUGCAGAAGAGCAUACCUAUGCUAUCUGUUGCAUAAUUAACCACCAAUGUUAACAUCUUCAUAUUUUAUAUUCCUAAUAACAGUGAUGACUGGGAAUCUGUUGAAUUUCUGACAGAAAUAAUUGUUGCCAUUUUCCUAGGCACAGUUUCUUUAAAAGUGCAGUUUAAAUUCAAAGUUGAACCACUCAGUUAUUAUUGCUAUUAGAAAAUAUUUGUCAUGUUUACUUUUGGUCAUUUUCUUUAUUGCAUUAUUUUAGUCAUAAGUUUUAUGAAAGUUCAUUAACUAAGGCUAUAUAUAUAUAUAUAUAUAUAUAUAUAUGUAUAUAUAUUACAGCUGUUGGCCAAAGUGAAGGAAUCUUUCAUUUUUAUGGAGAAGUUGAAGGGAUAACAUUCUGACAAGUUGUAUUAAGAACUCUACACAAAUAAGAGAACUCUAGAAUAAAUACAAAAGCAGAUAAUAACAUACUUUACAAAACUGGAGACAGCUGGAAUGCUAUUGAUUUUGUUUGUUAGAGUUAGUUUUCCGUAUUUCUACUAAGUGGUUUAGCCAUAACUGCAUAGAAAAUGGUUACUUUGCUCUAUGAAAAAAUGCAGAGGGGAAUAAUACAUAGUAAAUUAUGUUCUGAUACCCUCUUACAGCUGUAACCGACAGUAAUUUAGUCUGUUUUCUUCUUAACCCAGUCUUGGGCUGAAAUUCUCUUUUAUAUACAUCUCUGUUACUUUCCACUUAAAUUAGACAACUAUUAAUAUACUACUAUGACCCUGUAGCAAGUAAAAGGGAAAGGCCACUUUGACCCGGGGUGACCUAGCAACUCUGCAGUGCAGAGCACGAACUUUUUAGAAAUUAUUGGGAGCCAGUUGCUGAAAAAAAUAGUGCAUCUAUCCCCCAUACCCCAUCCCCAUGAACGGUGCUGUCCUGAAGUCUUUAAAUUUUCCCCUCUAAUAGAAAACAGUAUAGUGCUUGUUUCAGCAGCACAUAUAAUAAUUAUGAAAAAUGGUGUAAAUUUCAUUUAAAAAACAAAGGCAAACUAAAAUUUCUCUUGAAACAUCUUUUCCCUGAGCUGCAGUGAAUAUAAUUCAUUUGUUACCUCAGUGCUUUAAAGUUUAAGAGGUCACUUACCUGAUGGCUCCCACAAGCCUUAGGCUUCAUAGGGUCAUAUCAUUGACUUAAAAUGAAUUGUACUAACUUGUGUUACAUCUAUAAAGAGCAAAAUAACACACUCCAGAACUUGCAGAUGUAGCGUUAGUUAUACAGUUUUGGGUGUUCUUGCCACCCAUGGGAUGCCUGCUUCUAACUACCGCCUGUGUCUGGAUAUGUGCUUAUGUCUCAUUUUCAUUUGGGCAUGUGGAAAGCUGUCAAUGCAGUGUAAGACCAACAUGUGUGUGUGGCUUCUAUGUAUUGAUAUAAAGUUUUGGUGUCCUUGUCCAUUCGUUUUUAAAUGUACAAAAAAAUAGCCUGUUAAUUGUUGUUAGAGGCUACUUUUCUGUUUGAUAUUUUUUCUCCCCUCUUCCUAUCCUAUAAAUUUAAAUGUCCUGUGUGAAAUUUUGGUGUUGGUUUUGUUUAUAUAGCUAGAUUUUACCCUUUCUGUGAUGUCUUCCUUUGUUCUCUGAAUGUGCUCUUCUGUUUUUCUCUUUAUUCUCCUCUAUACUUCCUUCCACUCCCCACUUUCUUUCUUUCUCUCUCUCUCUGAUUGAGAGGUAUUGAAUUACGUUUUCAGUAGUACAGGCUUCUUGCCGAUAUGAAGGGAACUUUUCAGAAAGAGACCUACUCUGGGUCAUUUAAUUUUGAAUACAGUUUUCAAUCGUUCAAGUUUUGGAUGGUUUAUAUCUAAUGUGUGUUUCAUUUUUUUGGAAAGCUAUAUUUUGUAUUUAGGAAAUGGUAUACUAUUUUGCUAUUUGUACUGAGUGAGUACAUUGGCAUAAAUAUAGAAAUUUAUAUAUAUACAUAUAUAUAAACUAUUCUUUUUGCCACACAUUUUUGUGGUAAAUUUGUGAGUUUGUCUGAUGUUCUACCACAACGUGGCGUCUGAUAACAGUGAGGGGGGGGUUUGUUAUGUCUUUAUUGAGUAUUUAAGUACCUUUUGAAACAAAUGACCUGUUCAUCUGUAGCCAUUCCAUCAGGCAGUUCCUUGAUGUUAUUAGUGGGCUAAAGGCAGCUUUCUGUACGUUUGCUGGAUCUUUGACUCAGCAAAAAGUUAAUGAGUAAGGAAACCUAUUGAGACAGUUGUAUCAAUUGGUGUUUCACAAGAAUGAGCCAUUCAGUCUUUGCUCACCAUAUAUUUAAUAUUUUAUUAUUGUUAUUGUUAAUUGGCUUUCUGUAUUCUAUGCCUUUUAUUUAUAAAAACACUAAAAAAAACCCAUUGUUUGUAAUUUUAAUAACAUUUUCCCCCUCUUGUAAUAGCUAGAACUACUUUAUAAAUUCUCUGAACCAAAAGUAUUUUUCUCAGUAUAUCUCUUUCCCUGCCCCUUAUCAGGAAAAAUUACUCAGUAUAGUUCAGGUUAUAAGGAGGAUUAGCCACACAAUCCAGUGCUUCAGUUUUAAAAUGUAAAACUCUAACCCUAGAGAGCUGCCUAUUAUGUCUGAGAAAGCAAACCCAGCAGGUAUUAAAAAAGAAAUAAUUUUCUAAACACUAUACAUUUAUCUCUGAAUUUGCUUCUGAGAUUAGGUAGGAUACUCAAGUGUAUUUGUUCAUCAACUUCCAGUUAGAAAGUGUGUUAAUAUUGCACCAUGAAUGAAGUGGUAGCAAGAAGACUGGCUUGUGUGGUGCUUCUGUUCUGUGAUUGAGCAAGAGGUCUAUCCUUUCAAAAUACUGAUUGGCAAUGCCAAGUCACUGGGACCAAUUUUCUGUUUUAUAAUAAUCUAGGUUUGGAACAGAACAUACACCUGAACUGUAGUGGUUUGAUUAGAUGGAGGCAUAAAACCCAAUUUUUAUUCUCAUAAAUUUUGUGGUUAUUUAUACAAGGGCUGUGAUAUGCUACCAUAUUCUUAAUAAUUAUUGAUAGCUUUUUGUUUCUUUUUUUUUUCCUUUUUGUUUUUUAAACAUUGUUAAAUGUUCCUUACCCCUAAAAGUCAAUUUAGGUUCAACAUUUUGAAUAUAUGAUUUGGUUACAAAGAGUAUUUGUCUUUUUAUUGAAGAAUUAGCUCAGUGGUUGAUACUUAUGCUAAUAAUGCAGUUUCCUAAUUACUGUUACAAGUUACAGCUAGAAACUGUAGACAACUCAGUGAGCCAGCAAAGGCCUUGGAAACAACAAUUUAUUAAUUUAUGGCAGAAAGACCAAAAUAAACUGUGAACUACAUGUUUUUAAUGCUGUUACAUUCAAUUAUUCUUGCUUUCAGCAACCCACACAAAUGCUUGGAGCUUAUCUCUGUGUCUGUCUCUAUGUGAGUUAUUCCUUAUCAUUCCAUUAUAUAUCUACACCAAUAGAAGAUAAUUAGAAGUCAUAUUUUGCUUCUGAGUUUUAUCGUAUUAAUAUAAGAGUAUCACAUUACUUAGGAUUUAGAAGCUCAUGUUGUUAGUUAGCCAAUGAAGUUCUGUUUUAUCUAUUCUCCCUAGAACAGGUUUUAAAGGGCUUUAUUCAUUGUAGAAGUACUAUUUGUAAGGGACCUUCCUUCGUUCACCUCCUUCCUCUUCUUCUCCCCCAUCUCUUCCUUCUUUCCCUCAUUUUCUUUCCAACAUUCUUUGCUUUUUUUUUAUAUAAUGUGCUUGAAAUUUCAUUAGAAUGUAUUUCUUGCCCAUCAAAACUUUGGCUAAUCUUCCCAGGAAAAAUAAUGUCAAAGGAAAUAAGGAAGAUGAUGUAUCUGUGUCCCUUCAAAACUAAAAUAAUUCCUUUUGCCCUUUUAAGCCACUAUAUAUGCUUGUUUCAGAAAAGUGAAGUCUAGCAGAUACAUCAACAAAGAAAGACCAGAAUAAAAUAAGUUACUAAUUAAAUUGGUAAAUUUGACAUAGUUAUAAAUAUUUAUUAGGAAUAAUUGAGAAUUUUUCAUCUUUUUGUUAAAAUUUUUCUCAUCUGAUAUCUAUUUCUUGAUUAUUUAAAACUAACUGGAAAUCAUAUGAGACCUAUCUUAACCAAUAGGUUUCUUACCUAACCAAAACAGCCAUUGUAUAUCUGCAUGCCUUUGGUUAUUCAGAAGGACUUAAUGAAAGGGAAACUGUAAUUCAGCAGAUAGAUUAGAGAAAUAACUCAGGGGCUGUGUAUAGCUCAGUGGUAGAGCACUUGCCUAGCAUGUGCCAGACCCUGAGUUUCAUACCCAGCAGUACCAAAAGAAAAAAGAAAUUCAGUACAUAUCCUAGUAAAUGGAUUAGUAGAAUCUCAUAUAUUAAAAAAGAGGUUUUCCGUUCUGCCUAUUUGUGUCACUAGAGCUAAAAUGUAGAUAUUGUUAUAGUGUACUAUCAGGAUAGUCUACAAUAUCUUUUAUGAAUGAUACUCAGAAAUGCUCUAAUUACUUUUUUAAAAUUUAUUUUAAUAUUUGAAGUCUCAUUUAUUAAUAAAAUUUUGUUUUUAUUCCACUUGCCUUUCAGGAGAUUUUUUACAUUUGUAUCCAGAUGAAAUUGUUUAUGGAAAAGUGCCUUUUUACCAUGAUAGUGCCCCUUUCUUACUUCAUUUAUCACAAUCACCAAAAACAUGUAACAACUGGUUUUUUUUGUUUUGUUUUGUUUUUUGGGUUUUUUUUUUUAUACUUCAUAUGUUCCUUUGACUUAAGAAUAGCAGGAGAGAUGCAUUGCUAGAAUUGGUCCUUACAGGAGAGUUAAGAUGAGAGUUAAGAUUACUGAUUAGGCUUAUAUAAAUUUGUCUUCCUCUCAAAAAAUAAGCAACAAGCCUUGAAUACUAGUGAAAUUUUUACUAUAUAUAUGAGAGGACUUGUACACAAAUGGGUGUAAAUUUCAGGAACUAUAAAACAUCUUUUUAUGAUCUUAAUUAGAUGAAUGAAAAUAAAUCAUUAAAAUACAGUGUAGCUAAGGCCUGAUAAUGUCAGUUUUCCUAUGGCAAGGCAAAGCAAUCCAUUGUAGUGCACUUUAGGGUUUUUGUUGUGUUGUAUUUUGUGUUUUGUUUUGAGACAGGGUCUUGCUUCGUAGUUCAGGCUGGCCUUGGGGCAAUCAUCUUGCCUUGGCCUUUCAAGUGCUGGGAUUAUAGGCAUGUGCCACCACUCCCAGGUACAGUGUAUUUCUUGCCCUUUAGAGCCUCAGUAAUUUGCCUAAGAAAACUAGUGUCAAAAAAACAAGGAAAAAGUUAUAGCUGAAUCCUUUCAGGCCUAAGAAAAUAAUUUAUUUUUACUAGGUACAGUUAGACUGAAUGUCUUUCUGGGUUUAUUAAUUUUGUUUUGUUCCAGCUCCUCAUCACAGGGAUGGUGCUUAAAGAAAGAGCAGGUUGGGAUUGUAAUGCUUUUGGAUCGAGCUCCCUUCCACUUGCAGGAAUUUUUGUGAUUGUUAGUGCCACUGAGGACUACAAAUUUUUAUGCAAUAUUCUUAAUAGCCUGUUGACAUUAUGCACUUUAGUCAUUCCAAAGAAGCCAAACAGUAAUGAUUCUUUCUUACUGAAUGGAUCUUAACUAUUUAGAAUACCGUGUCCUUUUUAAUUUGGAUAUCUGACUUGGUAUAAGUAUUAUGUGGAUAUUCUCUACAGUGACCUUAUAAUGGGGCUUAGAAAUGUAACUGACUUUAAGGGGAAAUUAUUAUAGUUUAACAAUCCACUUUAGAAACAUUAAAAUGUUACUCAUCUAUAUCUUUGAGAAUGAGUUAAAGCCCAGUUUCCCUUCUGUAUAUUUUGUGUUCUUAUAUAAGAAUAUUAUAUUAUGAACGUUUCCACAUGUAAACCAUGGUUCUUAAAAGUAUGCU